This is a messenger RNA of Pelobates cultripes (western spadefoot toad), 1119 nucleotides long. The record is from the annotation of a GenBank genome assembly. Lineage: Eukaryota; Metazoa; Chordata; Amphibia; Anura; Pelobatidae.
AUGAAAACAAAGUGGGAGAUAGCCACUCUCAAAAAAUAUGUCAGGGAUCAGAUUACUCCAAGGGGUCUUAGAAUUUUUAAAGACCCUAGCUUUGAUAAGGAUGACCCACAUUUCAUGGCAGGAUGGAAUAAGCUACUAGAUGGCUUUUCAUUCAGUACCAUGGGAUAUAUAGUGGCGAGAAGGGAGGAGAACCUACCUAAACUGGAUGAAGAGAUUAACAAAUGGAAAGAUCUCUUAAUAGAAUCCACAAGCCCUGAAAUUUACAACAGCAUCUUAAGGGAGAUUAAAGAGAAAGUAGACAGGAUAGAAACAGAGAUUAUAGAUAUAAAAAGAAGCAAAUACCAGAGAGAUAGAAACGACUAUGAAACAGGGAAGGUGAGGAAUCCUAAACAGAAGGAAAAUAGUAAUCAAAAUAAAAACAAGGAUACAAAAAGGAGCUAUAGAGGAAAAUUCCGCCAGAAUGCAUAUAAUUCACAAAUGUGGAAACAAAUGAAUCAGGAGAGACCGGAACAUAGGGUCUCAAGAAGUAGAGCGAGGGAAUUUAGAAGAGAUGAUAGGGAGCCACCCCAUAGAUAUUCACCAAAGAGAACCGUAACAAGGAUGGAGGGGGAAAAAAAUAGGAAGAGACAAAAUUCACGGUUCGUCUUAGGGUCACAGAACCAACUUACCACACCUAUUAGAAAAGAGCCGUACUAUGAAGGGAGUCACACAAUAGCAGUAGGAGAUCGUACAAACAGAGAUCAUACGAAUACUCAAGAAGCAGGGAGACAUCACUACGUCACCAAAUCUAAAACGUAUAGUGAUGUGGUAAAAGAAGGCUCGUAUAAUUACCAGAAAAAGAACCAAAUGGGGAAAAUAUUGAACGCAAGACAAACCAAUAGUGAUAGAUUAGAACCUAUUUUGAUGAGGAAUAGAAGUAUAAGUAAAUCGUUACCUCCAGAUACUCCUCCGUCACCUUCUUUUUUUCGGAGGGAUCUGAUACAGAACAGAAGGAAAUGGACAAACGAUGUACAAUUAUGGGACAUGCAGGGAAAAAGACAAAGAUCAAUGGAAGAAGAAGAAGAAAGAGAAGAGCUAGAAAGGAGUCACAGGGAGAAGAGGGGAAAGACAUCGAUUUGA